Messenger RNA from Papilio machaon (common yellow swallowtail), 560 nucleotides. RefSeq names its product signal recognition particle 19 kDa protein (gene Srp19). The record is from RefSeq and is a predicted model, not a curated record. Gene Ontology annotation, molecular function: 7S RNA binding. Gene Ontology annotation, biological process: SRP-dependent cotranslational protein targeting to membrane, signal sequence recognition; SRP-dependent cotranslational protein targeting to membrane. Gene Ontology annotation, cellular component: signal recognition particle, endoplasmic reticulum targeting. The transcript is spliced from 4 exons. Lineage: Eukaryota; Metazoa; Arthropoda; Insecta; Lepidoptera; Papilionidae. Bases 81 to 524 code for a protein of 147 amino acids.
GUUUACAAAAUAAUAAAGUUUAAGAAGUGAAUUUUGGGGAUUAACAUUUUUUUCUUAUAAAGAACUUAAAAGAUUUUAUUAUGGCCACUAUGAUAACAUCUUGGAAUCCAGAAAAAAAACACAGUGAUGUUGAGAGGUGGAUAUGUAUAUACCCUGCGUAUAUAAAUAGCAAAAAGACCCUUGCUGAGGGUCGAAAACUGCCAAAAUCAAGUUGUGUGGAAAAUCCUACACAUCAGGAGAUACGAGAUGUGUUGUUAGCUGUUGGACUCCGUGUUGGGGUGGAGAACAAGUUGUAUCCAAGGGAGAGAAGUAAGGAAUUAUUAUACAGAGGCAGGAUUCGAGUUCAGAUCAAAAAUGACGAUGGCACUCCAGUUAAAUCAGAAUUUGGUACAAGAGAGUCCGUCAUGAAGUAUAUUGGGGAAUCUAUUCCUAAGUUGAAAACUCGUCAAAACAGACCUGCAGAUCAACAACCUCAAUCUACACAGGCUAGUAAUAAAAGCAAAGGCAAGAAAGGGCGUCGAUAAAACAUGUUUUAAAUAAAAUAAAAUGUUUUUACUUUA